Rangifer tarandus platyrhynchus (Svalbard reindeer) is the source of this 1995-nucleotide messenger RNA. The record is from the annotation of a GenBank genome assembly. NCBI's taxonomy places the organism in Eukaryota, Metazoa, Chordata, Mammalia, Artiodactyla, Cervidae.
AUGAAGCGGCGGAACGCCGACUGCAGUAAGCUCCGCCGCCCCCUAAAGCGGAACCGGAUCACCGAGGGCAUCUACGGCAGUACAUUUUUAUACCUGAAGUUCCUGGUGGUGUGGGCACUUGUCCUCCUGGCAGAUUUUGUCCUUGAAUUCAGAUUUGAGUACCUAUGGCCAUUUUGGCUUUUCAUCAGAAGCGUCUAUGAUUCCUUCAGAUACCAGGGACUGGCCUUCUCAGUAUUUUUUGUUUGUGUAGCAUUCACGUCAAAUAUAAUAUGUCUGCUAUUUAUCCCCAUUCAAUGGCUUUUUUUUGCUGCUAGUACAUAUGUGUGGGUUCAAUACGUAUGGCACACAGAAAGGGGAGUGUGUUUGCCCACAGUAUCCCUCUGGAUACUCUUUGUUUAUAUUGAAGCAGCAAUUAGAUUUAAAGAUCUAAAAAAUUUUCAUGUAGACCUUUGUCGCCCAUUUGCUGCUCACUGUAUUGGAUACCCUGUGGUGACUUUGGGCUUUGGCUUCAAAAGUUAUGUAAGCUACAAAAUGCGGUUGAGGAAGCAAAAAGAAGUGCAAAAAGAGAACGAAUUUUACAUGCAGCUUCUUCAACAAGCCCUCCCUCCAGAGCAACAGAUGCUGCAGAAGCAAGAAAAAGAGGCUGAGGAAGCAGCCAAAGGAUUACCUGAUAUGGAUUCCUCAAUCCUCAUACACCACAAUGGAGGUAUCCCAGCCAACAAAAAACUCUCUACAACUUUGCCAGAGAUAGAAUACCGAGAAAAAGGGAAAGAAAAAGACAAAGAUGCCAAAAAACACAACCUUGGAAUAAAUAACAACAAUAUUUUACAACCUGUAGACUCUAAAAUACAAGAAAUUGAGUAUAUGGAAAACCAUAUCAAUAGUAAAAGAUUAAAUAAUGAUCUUGUGGGAAGUACAGAAAAUCUCUUGAAAGAGGACUCAUGCACUGCUUCCUCAAAAAACUACAAAAACGCCAGUGGAGUUGUGAACUCCUCACCUCGAAGUCACAGCGCCACAAACGGGAGCAUCCCUUCCUCAUCUAGUAAAAAUGAGAAGAAGCAGAAAUGUGCCAGCAAGAGCCCGAGCGCUCACAAGGACCUAAUGGAGAACUGCAUCCCUAAUAACCAGCUAAGCAAGCCGGAUGCGCUGGUGAGGCUGGAACAAGACAUUAAAAAGUUAAAGGCUGACCUGCAGGCCAGCAGGCAAGUGGAACAGGAGCUCCGCAGUCAGAUCAGUUCUCUCUCAAGCACCGAGCGAGGGAUCCGCUCAGAAAUGGGCCAGCUCCGGCAGGAGAAUGAGCUGCUGCAGAACAAAUUACAUAAUGCUGUGCAAAUGAAGCAGAAAGAUAAGCAGAAUAUCAGCCAGUUGGAGAAAAAGCUAAAAGCUGAGCAGGAAGCCCGAAGUUUUGUAGAAAAGCAGUUAAUGGAGGAGAAAAAAAGGAAGAAGCUAGAAGAAGCUACUGCUGCCCGGGCGGUCGCAUUUGCUGCUGCGUCGAGGGGAGAGUGCACCGAAACCUUACGGAAUCGGAUCAGAGAAUUAGAAGCAGAGGGCAAGAAGCUCACAAUGGACAUGAAGGUUAAAGAAGACCAGAUCAGAGAGUUAGAGCUGAAAGUUCAGGAGCUUCGGAAGUAUAAGGAAAAUGAGAAGGACACUGAGGUGUUAAUGUCAGCCCUCUCGGCCAUGCAAGAUAAAACACAGCACCUGGAGAACAGCCUGAGUGCAGAGACAAGAAUCAAGCUGGACCUGUUUUCCGCACUGGGGGAUGCAAAGCGACAGCUCGAGAUUGCCCAAGGACAAAUUCUUCAGAAAGACCAGGAAAUCAAGGACCUAAAACAGAAGAUAGCUGAAGUCAUGGCCGUCAUGCCCAGCAUAACAUACAGUGCUGCCACCAGCCCCCUGAGCCCCGUUUCCCCCCACUACUCUUCCAAAUUUGUGGAGACCAGCCCCUCUGGACUCGAUCCCAAUGCCUCUGUUUACCAGCCCCUGAAGAAAUGA